AUAAGAAAAUUGAAAAACUCGACACACACGAUCUGGAUGAAAUUGAGAAAAUCGCCAACUGAAAGACAAGUGUGCUGACAAAGUGGACGCCAGCUAGACUUGCGCUCUGCAAAGACUAAUCAAAUUCGAAAAAUGGCAACCCCAGAAAACACUCCUCAAGAUGCAUACAAUGAGCUGAGGGCCAUUUACGAGACGGAGCUGGCGAAAGCCCGUGCGGCUCUGGUCUUAGAGGCCACAGAGCGUGAACGUCUGCAGGUGGAGUUGUCCAAGCUGAGGAUUGAUUUUGACGAGCUGGAAGCAAGGGACACGAAGAAAGAAUCCGAUCUGGCGAAAGCCCGUGCGGCUCUGGUCUCAGAGGCCACAGAGCGUGAACGUCUGCAGGUGGAGUUGUCCAAGCUGAAGAUUGAUUUUGACGAGCUGGAAGCAAGGGACACGAAGAAAGAAUCCGAUCUGGCGAAAGCCCGUGCGGCUCUGGACUCAGAGGCCACAGAGCGUGAACGUCUGCAGGUGAAGUUGUCCAAGCUGAAGAUUGAUUUUGACGAGCUGGAAGCAAGGGACACGAAGAAAGAAUCCGAUCUGGCGAAAGCCCGUGCGGCUCUGGUCUCAGAGGCCACAGAGCGUGAACGUCUGCAGGUGGAGUUGUCCAAGCUGAAGAUUGAUUUUGACGAGCUGGAAGCAAGGGACACGAAGAAAGAAUCCGAUCUGGCGAAAGCCCGUGCGGCUCUGGACUCAGAGGCCACAAAGCGUGAACGUCUGCAGGUGAAGUUGUCCAAGCUGAAGAUUGAUUUUGACGAGCUGGAAGCAAGGGACACGAAGAAAGAAUCCGAUCUGGCGAAAGCCCGUGCGGCUGUGGACUCGGAGGCCACAGAGCGUGAACGUCUGCAGGUGAAGUUGUCCAAGCUGAAGGUUGAUUUUGACGAGCUGGAAGCAAGGAAGUCGCAUCACAUUCAAAUCCUUAAAGAUGAGCUGGAGUUUGAAAAGAAGCUGCAUUCCGCGGACUUGCGCAUGGUCCAAAGCCAGCACGAGUCUCGCAUGGUGGAGUUAGAAGCCGGCCAAAAAGUGAAAGAUCUGGAGGAGGCUCUGUCUACAGAGAGGGAGCGGACCCAGAACAAGGAGGAGAGGGUACGCCAAACCAUGUCGGCCAGCAAAAAGAGGAAACGUCCGAAGGACAGCGAGGGUUUGAGCUCGGGCGGAUGCAAUGUGCCUCGUCCUAAAAUCGCCCAGCAGGUCACUGUGGAUGAGCAGCAGGUCACUGUGGAUGAGCAGCAGGUCACUCUGGAUGAGGUGGACUAGUACGGCAAAUAUGUCAGACUCCGCAAUACAGUUGAUGAGGAUCAGAAUUUGGGGAACUGGCAGGUGAAGCUCCAGAUUGGAUCUUCUGCUCCCAUUGUAUUCAAGUUUGCCGCAGAAUUCAUCCUGAAGGCCCACGAGAGUGUCACGAUCUGGGCGGCUGACGCUGGCGGAAACCACAAUCCUCCCUCUGAUCUAGUCUGGGAGACACAGUCCAACUGGGGACCCGUAGGCCAGGUCCACUUUACCUUGAUCAACGCCAACGGAGAGGAAAUAAGGAUGAGCAAAGCCACUGGCGCACGUUUGGAAGAUGAUGAUGGAAAUUCCACUUCCACCGUGGGAUAGAGGAAAUGUAAUUUCGGUUUCUUGUGUGUCUUGACAUAUGAAGGGAUUGACAAUAAAGCAGACUUUGACUUUUGACAUGGUCACAUUAUAAAAAUAUUGUAUAAAUUACAAUUAAAUGGGCUUUUUUUAAAUAAAAUCUGCUCCGACCUGUUGUGAAAUUUAAUUGAAAUAAUUGAAAUAAAGUUGUUGUUCUUUAAAAAUGA
Molecule: messenger RNA, 1838 nt
Organism: Syngnathus typhle (broad-nosed pipefish)
Lineage: Eukaryota; Metazoa; Chordata; Actinopteri; Syngnathiformes; Syngnathidae
Product: prelamin-A/C-like
Exons: 13
Coding region: 133-1293 (386 amino acids)
Source: RefSeq, a predicted model, not a curated record